CAGUGAUGGGCUAGUGAAAAAUAGGAGGGUUGCUUUUAUCCAUUAGGAAGUCGUGGCAGAAAAGUUUGGAACUUUGGAGCUGACCCCACAUGGGCAGUCAAUAAUUUUUACGUGGCAAUAAUCGGCUAAUCUCUCAACGGUUUGGAGAGGGAGAAGGAGAAGCAGAGAGCCGAAAAAGAUUAGAGAGAGAGAGAAUUAAGGCAAAUCUAUUGGGGCAUUCUCCAUUCUCUAGUCUUGAGAGAGAGAUAGAAAUGGAAGGAAAAAAGCAAGCGGGUUCAUCAUCGUCUUCCUCUUUCGCUACCGAUCUUUUUGGUUCCAAGGAGUCUUCUUACCCGUCUCCGUCUUCCACGGGUAUCUUCGCCUCUAUCUUUUCGACUUCUUCCAAGGUGUUAGGGAGGGAAUCUUUGCGCCCUGACCUGACCAAGAAAAAGCAAGAUUCUGGCAAUGAAGUUUGGAACGCCAAACCAGGGACUACAGAAAAUGCCUUGCAACAGAGUGAAGGCGAGAGUCAGAGUAUAUCAAACAGAGACACAGGUUCCUUUUACCAGGAACAAAGAGUACAACCAUGUCACCUGAGCUCCUCAAUCUACUAUGGUGGUCAAGACAUCUAUUUUCAUCCCCAGAACACCCAGAGCUCUGGAAUGCCCUCCAUGUUAAAGAAAGAUUCAGGAGAAGAUGAUACUGGCAGUGCUUCAAGAGGAAAUUGGUGGCAGGGGUCUCUCUAUUACUAAAAAGCUGAUCCACCCAGGAGGUCAUGAGCAUAGGGUAGCAGUUUCAUCUGCAUUGUAAUAUGAAGAUAGAUGAUCAUGGUAUCAGUCAGCUAAUUGCCGGAAUGCUGGUUGUUACUUUCCUCCAGCCAGAUAACAAAAUCUUUAUAUUUACUGGAUAGUUAUAUGCAACUUCUUUUUCGGUCUUUUGUUUACCGUGAAGGAUGUUGUACGCUUUUCUUUUUUACUGUAAAGAAUGUUUGUUGCAGUGCUUGCAUUUACCAUGGGCUAUAGCUGACUGGUUGAUUACUUUGAAUUUCAGAUUACCUUUUAGUGUCUUGUGUGUAUAGUUGAACUCUUUCCCCUGUUUUUCUA
Messenger RNA from Vitis riparia (riverbank grape), 1082 nucleotides. RefSeq lists its product as uncharacterized. Bases 252 to 731 code for a protein of 159 amino acids. Lineage: Eukaryota; Viridiplantae; Streptophyta; Magnoliopsida; Vitales; Vitaceae. The record is from RefSeq and is a predicted model, not a curated record. The transcript is spliced from 7 exons.